Molecule: messenger RNA, 725 nt
Organism: Paramacrobiotus metropolitanus
Lineage: Eukaryota; Metazoa; Tardigrada; Eutardigrada; Parachela; Macrobiotidae
Product: histone H3
Exons: 2
Coding region: 92-502 (136 amino acids)
Cellular component (GO): nucleosome
Molecular function (GO): protein heterodimerization activity; structural constituent of chromatin; DNA binding
Source: RefSeq, a predicted model, not a curated record
UGUCCGUUAUUCGAUGUAUUUCUGCGAUCUGCACUUUUGUCAGAAUUUUCGUGUUUUACGGUAAUUUUCCGCGCCAAGUCCAGUCUGUGCAAUGGCCCGUACUAAGCAGACCGCUCGUAAGUCCACCGGAGGCAAGGCUCCCCGCAAGCAACUCGCCACCAAAGCUGCCCGCAAGAGCGCCCCAGCCACCGGCGGUGUCAAGAAGCCCCAUCGUUAUCGCCCCGGCACCGUGGCCCUGCGUGAGAUCCGUCGCUAUCAGAAGUCCACCGAACUCCUGAUCCGCAAACUCCCCUUCCAGCGCCUUGUCCGUGAAAUCGCUCAGGACUUCAAGACUGAUCUCCGAUUCCAGUCAUCCGCUGUUAUGGCUCUCCAGGAAGCCGCGGAAGCGUACUUGGUGGGAUUGUUCGAAGACACCAACUUGUGUGCUAUCCACGCCAAGCGUGUGACCAUCAUGCCCAAGGACAUCCAGCUGGCCCGUCGCAUCCGUGGAGAGCGCGCUUAAGUUCGGUUUGGUGUGCAGUCAUGUUGCUUUUGCAAGUGUACAGCGACUAUUCAAAUUAACAACCAAGUUCAGAACUUUAUUGUACAGAAUCGAUCUCAUUGCGCCAUACACAUUGUUACGUUUCGUAGCGAGAAUUCGUUGUUGUUCCGAAAUAUUUGAAAUUGUUGAAAUACGUGCAAAUGGUCAGCAAAAAACUGGAAUUAAAAGAACUGAAAAGUGAAAA